Megalobrama amblycephala (Wuchang bream) is the source of this 6416-nucleotide messenger RNA. RefSeq lists its product as uncharacterized. The coding region runs from base 57 to 5147 and encodes 1696 amino acids. The transcript is spliced from 7 exons. The record is from RefSeq and is a predicted model, not a curated record. Lineage: Eukaryota; Metazoa; Chordata; Actinopteri; Cypriniformes; Xenocyprididae.
CGCGUGUUUGCGCUAUCGGUGAACGUGCGCGUUCCCGUGUUUAUUCACAGUAGAAAAUGGCGAGUCCGUGUACGAAGCGGCUGUGCACGACUGAGAGGUUCUUUAUUCGCCAGGACGCGGACUGCUGGAGGUCUGAAUUCAUUCACUGUGUGGGUCUUGACAACAUCUUGGAAGUGUUUCUUGGGACGCAGGUUGUGGAGGACCUCAGGCUUUUAAAAGAUUGUAAGCCUGCAAGUGUGUCAAAUUGGUCAUUUGCUGAAAAUUGUCUUUUCUGCUGCUUAAGACGAGAAAAAGUGAAGGAACAUGUAGUUGCACUCAACAAACAAAUUGUGGAAAGUGGAGGAAAACCUUUAUUAGGUAAAGAUCCUUCUAAUAUUACCAGACUGGAAUGGCAGUCAGAAGAAUUCCUGAAUGCAGUGUUACACAGGAAAAAAUACACACCAAGAAUUCCAGAUCCGCACAUCCCUGUGGUGGCCUGUGAUAUCGUUCAGCAGAUGAUUAAUGAGUUGGUUACGUAUUAUACCUCACAAAACAAACGCUGCUCUCAGGACUCCCUGCAAAACAAUGGAAAAAAGGACCAAAGCUUUCUGAAAACUAGCUGUGUCACUUCAACCACUGCUGUCAAUAUAGCUUCUGCUCAAAACAAGUUCAUCAUGGUGGACCAAGAUGCCCCGCUGGACCUCUCUGUGAGAAAGGUCAAAGUAGAGGACGUUGAGCAAGAUGGAGUUCUUGACCUCUCGACGAAGAAGAAUUUCAGCAAAAGCCAUGCGUCUUUAAGGAAUUCUAAUGUUCAUGCCAGCCCGGCUACACAUUUGGUCAAAAGGGACUCUGCCAACCUGAGUCUUGCCCAAGAAGGAGAUCUACAGUCGGUGUCCACUUUGGAACAGUUCAUGUCUAAGCUUUGUUUGCAUCACCAGCGCCAAAUAGUUGAUGCAUUAGGCUUCUUACAAAGCGAAGUCAAGACUGUGGCUGCUUCCAACCAUUUCCAAGCAGCCACUCCAAAUUUGACUGAGAAGCAAGUGAAAACCAGCUGCAUUAAUGUAUCGUUUGAAACGAGGCCUGAAAUGACAUGUUCUGUGGAUGCUCCUGUGAGCAUUACUAAGUCUCAAGAGUCGUCUGCUAUCAGGACUAGUCAAAAGCCUACUGGAGAGGUUUUAAAUGCAGAUGUUUCCAGUGGUGCAUGUGUAACAACUGAAAAACCAGUAGACCUUUGCAAGAUGGAAGUUUUGUCGUCUUCAUCUUGUGGAACAGGUGAUGAGUGUGGAGAUGAAAGUUCUCCAAACAAAUUUGUCGUCAUGACAAAGACAACUACUGAUCAUCAGGAAGCCAAAAAAUCAUUAGGGUCAAGCAUUCAGCAAAUUCAACGUAGCGAUUCUGUGAAGUGUCUAUCCAGUGCCGAGCGAUGUUUGCCGACAUGUGCUGCAGAGUCUGAUCAUGCAGACCUGUUAUCAAAAUGCACACAGAAGAGCUCUUUUGCACAAAGUGAAGAUGCUGUUGUAAAGCCCUACACAAUUCAAAAGACAUCAAAUGUAGUUUUACCAAUAUGUCCAAGAACAGCCAGGAAAAGCAGAAAAGGUUCUUGCCUUAGGCAAAGUAAUGGCUCUUUAAGUUGUAUCAUAAAUGAUACCGAUAGCCAUUGUGACUUGGUGUAUAUUAGGAAAUCAAUAACAGAAUGUCAGCUUCAGUCUCGUAAUCGAUUGCAUCCGCGACAAAAUGCUCGGAAGAGCACAAGAGGGCACAAGUACGUCGAGGAGUACUUGGAGCUAAAAACUGUCCGUACCCUAGCUCGUAAAUCUAUAGUUGAUUCCACUGGGAAUUGUCCAGCUCAUAUACCAGACAUGCACAUCUCAGUCGCUCCGAAGCAGGCCCUUUCUAAUUCUGGCAGUGUUCCUCUCGUAAAUGCACCUUUUGCAGGGGACUGCAUGAUAAAUGUUAUUCAGAAAUUCUCAUCGGAGCAGAUAGCGGAGAAUGAAAUGCCAGGAGAUGUCGUGAAAGUAACUGGUCUCGGUCUGGUGGUUGAAACCAGUCAGACGGGAAAAGUUGAAAGUAAUGAGCAAAUUUCCCAUGAACCAUCUUGUAAACGGAGUGAAUUAACCAUGCAACCAGAUUUGAUUACAGAAGCUAUCAUUGCUCCUAAUGCAUUAGUGCAAGAAGAAGACCCGGACAUGGUAGAAAUCAAAGAAACGACUGAAACAGAACUCGCUGUACAGAAAGAAGGAUGUGAGUCCCAAAUUGGACCCAUGCCAGAAGAGGAGGUGGUAUGUGGUACAGAAAGUAAGGCUGAGUGUGAGGAUAAAUCUUUGGAACCAUCACCGAUCCCUGUAUCCCCCAACAUGGCCAAAGAGUCAUCUGAUGGAGUCGACAUGGAACCAAGAAAUGAGCAAGAAAUGUCAAAUCCCACAGAUGUCGAGACUGCAGCAGAUGUCCAGAAACAAUCUGAGACAUCAGAAAUAAAGGAAAACACUGACGAGGAUAGAAGUUCUCAAGAGCAAGUUUUGCAUGACACUGAAAGUAAUCCCCAAACAGCGGAUCAAGGGGAUUCAGCGGUGUCCAGCCUGACUGAAGUCUCUACUGUACAACCACUUGUAAAAUGUAAGGAGAAUGAUAAGGAUCCGCAUACCCCAAAAGUCCUGAAUGCAAAACAUGCAGUGUCCUCAGACAGACGUUUGCGUAGUAGAGGUUCAAAAGGCAACGUUGACGUUAUGAAAGACUCUGUGAAGUGUGCUGCAUCUGAACUUGAGCAUGCCAAUGAUGAAAGCCCAAAGACUCAGUCUACUGAAACAAAUGUGCAUUUUGAGGAAGAGCAUGAUACGAAAGCUCUAGGCAUUCUUGAAUCCCCCCAGGAGGUCCCAGCUGCCAAACCUUGUAAUAGUCUGGUUGUGGAUCAUGCAGUCAAAACAAGACAAAAAUCAAAAAACGCAACCACUUUUGAAAGGGAUGAGUAUCCGAGUCCAAGCGUCAAAACGAAUGAUGAGUUGCCAAGUGUUUUGUCACCUGAGGUUCUUCCAGAAACUGUAAGCACCACCUCCACCACCACCACAGAGAGUGGAAAACGCCACAAACCGAACAAUCAAGCCUCUGAAAGCUCUGAAAAUAUGCCACUUAAAAAUGAAACUAGUCCUAUUGAACUGUCAGAUAGCACAGACUGUUCACCCAUCAAAAAAUCUCCACCAAGCUCUGAAAAUAUGCUUUUGAGAAGCAGAAGUAACACUGAAAGGCCUUUUAGUAGCAAACCGAGCAAUCCAACAGAAGGCCAUUCAGAAAAGCAAGGGCAGAUGUCUUUAAGAAAGAACAGCCCUGCUACUGAGCAGGCAACUAAUAAAGAUUUGUGUACGUCUUCCGAGGGAGUAACGCGUAUGCCUCUACGAAGCAGGACUAUUAGCACAACUAAACAGACUGUUACUAGAGAUUCUCCUGUUAAAAGUACCAUUAAGAGUUGCAUCAGUGAACAAUCUAUCAGUUCACAGUCUAGUAGUACCUGUAGAAAAACAGAGACCAGUGCGCACAUGCCCUUAAGAAGCAGUGCCAGUUUAAUUGCAGAACCUCCCCAUCACAACAAAUCUGCCGUUGUAGAUGGAUUAGAGAGCCCAGGGCGUAUGUCGUUGAGAAGAGGAAAUGUAUCUAAUACUGAAAAGUUGUUUGGCUCAACAACGUCCCCUAGUAAAAAUAAACGUCCUUCGAGACAACGAGAGGUUUCAGCAUCCUCAAGUGGGGAAGCAGAAGAGAGCCCAUUGAGUUCAAAACUUAAAAUCCAAAACCAGAAGCAUAUGGAGGCCCAAAUAAGAGGCUCUUUGAAUCUGCCAGAUGAAUCCUUACGCAUAGCUGGUUUUCAGAGGACUGAACCAGUUGUUUGUAGUCCCCCCAAAUUUUUGGAGGCACUAAGGGGAGAAGAACACCAGCAGGUAAUUUCAAACUUAAAUGCAAAAUUUGAUAAAAUGCACAAAGGUUGGGUACAAAUGGACAAGGAGGGUCAGCCUGCACCGAAACCCAAAAACAAGGCAGAUAGACUUAAAGAAAUCUGGAAAAGCAAACGCAGAGUACGAAAGUCAAGACCGUUAGAACAACAGAGGUUUUCCCCUGUGCAAAUGCUUUUCAUGAAGCCCUUUGACUUGCCCAGUAUCUGCAGGUGGUUCCUGCAGUCAACCGAAACAAAAUCUCUUGUAAUUGUUAAGAAGGUGAACACCAGACUUCCUUCGGAAACACAGUUGUGUUUUCACUCUUCAGCGGCAGGAGCAGGGUCCUCUCAUGGCAUAUUUCCUAGCCUCCAGGCCGAACGGUUGAAGAAGCAUCUGAAAAAGUUUGCUAUUGCAUCACCAGUGAAGAAUAACCCCAAGAAUCAAAGACUACUUUCUAAAGCUUUAGGUCAGGGUAUUUCUGCGAUGAGGAGUAAAGAGAAGCAUGAACCGACAACUGCCACGCGGAUCUCUACAAAGGCGCAGAGUCUUGCUGGAGUGACACCGGCACAGGCUCCUGAGGGCCUCGGUGCGAUCGCAGGCAGUGCGAAAAAUCCAGCAAGUGCUCGAAUUCUUAGGAAGUAUUCUAACAUGCGUGAGAAACUUCAGGUUCAGCAAAACAAGAAAUGCAAAGAGAAAACAUUUAAAGGUGCUCGUUUGAAGGCAGCAUUAAUUCCAAAGAAAGCCAACAAACAGAAAUUACAGACACGAAAAGGACCGAAGUCUGUGGUUGUCCAAAGGAUCUCCUCGCUCUCCAAAAAGGCAAAGGCAAAAGCAAACUCUGCCCUCAAAGAACGGGCUUUGAAAAAGAACCCAUGUCACAAAGACUGUGCCUCUCCAAAGAGGUUGCAGGCACUCAAAAAAGUGACGAAAGGUGAACAUGUCUCGACUAACACCUCGAGUAAAAAACAGAUACUGCUCAAAACCGGGACUGACAAGGCACAGCAAAUGAAAACAAGUGGGACUAAAGUUGACGUAAAGAAAUCGGGGCUCCAAAAAGGCCCUAAUAAUUUAGAACCACAAUCUUUAGAUAUGGACAUUAAGCCUCUGGCAUUGGAGGACCAAGUGUUAACUAGGUCUCAAAGAAAGAUGGAAGUCACCUCUUCACAGGCCGGCUCUCCUAAAUCCUCCACAAAGCGAGGCUUGGAACCACUGGUCACUCCAACAAAACGUACAAGGACCUCAAAACCAUGAGAUAUGUGUACAGGUACUAGAACUCGUGUAGAAAUGUUUCACAAGAACAAGGGGUGCUGAUGCUUUUCAGAAUGUUCCUUUCUUGGAAGGAUAAAUUUAUUUUUGAAGCUAUUUUUGAAGCUUGGCAGUACAUUUUCAGAGUUUUAAAUAUAUUGUCAUCUGAGAGAGAUUGGUCUUUGAAACAAAGGAACUUGACAGCUCUACCUUAACAGUGUCAAAUUUUUUUCAAAUAUGCUUUAAGAAAUCUAUUUGUUUGUUACAGAAAAUUGAUAUUUUUUCCCUUGAUGGAGCCGUUAAUGUCAAAACAAGUCAAUAAAUAAAGGUUCCGAUUCCCUUUUAAUGGGGCAUUUUAAAUAUGGGUUAUUAACUCAAUAACUCUCAUGUUUGUUUGACCGUUACAUUGUAUAGCUUAUUAUUACAGCAACUUGUAAUAUUGAACCAGAUAUUAUUUAAGGAGUGAUCCACAAUUCUAAAACAAUUAAUAAUUUUAGUUAAUUAAAGUGGCUUUGUAACCUAAAUAAUGUGCCUUUUUUUCUUAUCUGUAUUUAUAAGUAAUUGAGUUUGCCUCAAGAAAUAAAGCCUCAUUCUUUUUGCACAUAGAUGAGAGACAUUUGUCCCAAAAUUCUUCAUAAGAUGAUCAUUAAUUAAUUUGACUUUGUUCUUGUAUUCUUAAUUACUAAUUUCCCUCUUCUCUUUUAGAGCACUGAAGUUUAAAAAUGUUGUAGUUAAUAUUUUCAUACAGUCUACCAGUGUUGUACUUCCUCAUUUUGUCAGUUUCUUUGAGAUGAUGAUUUAUGCAUAGAAACUUGUCUAUAUCACUUUUGUUUCUCAAGUAGAUUUUCUAUAGUGAAGAGUAUGAAUAUGAAUUAUGGUCUCAAAUGUUCUAAAACAGCUGUAUUUAUGAUGCUAAAAGGAAACUAUGCAAGAUUACAGGUUUUCUAAAACGUUUCUGCUCUAAUCCAGUUUAAUCACGAAAGCCUUUUUUUUUCAGCUUACUCUUACAUAAUUGCAUUGUUUUAAUAUUUUUAAACAUUACUUAAAGGUCAAAAAAGUACAUUUAAAAUGUAGUUUACAUAUACCAGUGUUGAAGACCUUAGCCCAUUUAUAUGGUUUUUGGUGUCAUGGGGGAAAAAAAGAUGAAAAUGUAAAUGAACCUGGUUUUGAGCUGUAUAUGCAUUUUGUCUUUUGUCAGUUUUUCAUGAAUUUUGUUCAGAUGUUUUUCUUUUCCCAAAAGUAAACAAGUGAUGAAGUAAAGAAUGUGCAGUGAAA